Messenger RNA from Capsicum annuum, 2032 nucleotides. RefSeq names its product CTD small phosphatase-like protein 2. The record is from RefSeq and is a predicted model, not a curated record. The transcript has 9 exons. Gene Ontology annotation, molecular function: phosphoprotein phosphatase activity. Bases 337 to 1782 code for a protein of 481 amino acids. NCBI's taxonomy places the organism in Eukaryota, Viridiplantae, Streptophyta, Magnoliopsida, Solanales, Solanaceae.
CUCCAAUACAAAGAGCAGGCAAAGAGAGAGAAAAGCGCGGGUUUAGAGAGAGAAAGUAAGACAGAGAGAGACGCUUGGUGACUCUACCAGGUAAUAUAUGUAUGUAUAUAUAGACAAACCUAUAGAUACAGAAAUUUGUAUCUCUACGCCGACUCUCUCUUUGUCUACUUAUCAUCUGUGAGCUGUUUUUGUUGGUAACUCUACCUAUAGUUUUUUGUUGUUUAAAUUUGGUAAUUUGAGCCGUUUUUGGACUUUGAAUUUUGAGUCUCUUGUGGCUUGAAUCCCUACUGAUGCUUUCAGAUCAAGAUUGUGCUAGAUAUCCAAAGUACGAAUCAAAUGCCAUCACUAAAAAUGAAGACAAAUAUAGCCACAUCCAGUUCGAAAAAUGGUCUCCAUGUCUGUCCAAAGUCAAGUGUCAUAUCCAAGAGUUCUCUCUCUCGAACCAGGAGUGUGCAGAAUGCAGACGAAGUUGCAGAUCUGAUUCAUAGUACUCAGGAUGUUCCUAUCUACUAUAAAGUAUAUCCAAACCAAGUCGGAAGAAAUGGAGAUCAUGCUAAUGAUUUGCCAGAUGAACUGCUUGAAAAGCAACAGCCACCUAUUACUGGUUCUCCAAUCCUUGAUAAAAUGGAGUCUUCAGUAGUAACCUCCAAAUCAAGUUCAGAGACCAUCUUUUCACCUACUUUGGAGCCUGUUGGUGCACACAGUGAUUCUGAUCCAAGUGAUGGAGCAAGCAAUGAUUUUUAUGUACCCCAAUUGGAGACUGAAGAUAGUGAUAGCAGCAGAAGUUCGUGUGAACUUCAGACAUGCAAUGUUUCAGACUUCUACAUCUCUGAUAUGAUUGUUUCUUGUUUAGCCGUCGAGGGUGAAAACAUCUAUGAUGACAGUUUAACUGACAGAUUCUUGUCUGAUUACAAGUGUGAAGAGCCAAAUAUCUUCACUAAUGUUGAUGAGGAAUGCUUGCUGUUGCCUUUUCUUGAAGACACAGCAGUAGCUAGCUAUAGUCAAGAGUGCAGAACAUCUGGAGAAACUGCCGUUCAGUCGGAUGAUUCGAGCUUAUACAUGGCUAUUCACCAGCUCAGAUCAUCUGAACAAUCUGAUGCUUUCACAUAUAUAGAGUCCGAUGACCAAGCAGAAUGCUUUGACCCACAUAGUUUCAUAAGAAAUUUGCCAGACAUAUUAGAGAGGCCAAAUAUUUUGCCAAAACAAUCACGAAGAUGCAAAUCAAUCACCCUAGUACUUGACUUAGAUGAGACACUUGUUCAUUCUACUCUGGAGCACUGUGAUGACGCAGACUUCACAUUUCGGGUUUUCUUCAGCAUGAAAGAACACAUUGUCUAUGUGAAACAGAGGCCUCACCUCCAGAUAUUCUUGGAGAGAGUCGCAGAGAUGUUUGAAAUUGUAAUUUUUACCGCUAGUCAGAGCAUAUAUGCAAAGCAACUGUUGGAUAUUCUGGAUCCAGAUGGAAAGAUUAUUUCAAGGCGCGCAUAUCGUGAAUCAUGCAUCUUCUCUGAUGGAAGUUAUACCAAGGAUUUAACAGUAUUAGGUGUUGAUCUGGCAAAAGUUGUAAUUGUAGAUAAUUCUCCACAGGUUUUCAGAUUGCAAGUGAAUAAUGGGAUUCCUAUUAAGAGUUGGUUUGAUGACCCUUCAGACUCUGCACUAAUUUCUUUACUUCCAUUCCUAGAGAAACUGGCUGAGGCUGAUGAUGUCCGACCUAUCAUUGCUAAGAAAUUUGGUCAUAUGGAGAUAACUAUUGUUUUGGCCACCAAGUGGACUAAUCCUUAGGCUUCUUGCGCAAGGUAUAUAACAGUGCGUUAUUGCUAACAUUCAUGGAAAUAAAAAAGGUGCUUGUUCUCUGCGGUUGUCAUUAGAAGAAUAUGAGUGUUGAUAUGUGAAUAAACAGUUUGUGUAAGCAAGUAUGAGAGAUGUAUUAAUUUGGUAUUUGAAUUGGCAUGUAAGUUGAAGAUGAUGUGUUCACGGGAACGUUCUUUCAUAAGAAAUAUUAACAGGAAAAGAGGGAAAACAGUUCUAACUA